Messenger RNA from Staurois parvus, 314 nucleotides. NCBI's taxonomy places the organism in Eukaryota, Metazoa, Chordata, Amphibia, Anura, Ranidae. The record is from the annotation of a GenBank genome assembly.
AGAGCCGGUAAUCGGCAUUCCUCAGGGGGGACAUGUACACUGAUCAUCAGGGCACUGAUGAUCUGUGUAGCCCCAGCAGUGCCACUUCUCAGUGCUCAUUAAUGCCACCUGCCAGUGCACAUCAGUGCCACAUCAAUGCCACAUAUCAGUGCCUACCAGUGCACUUCAAUGCCACAUAUCAGUGCCCAUAUGAGCUGCCUUUCAGUGUUACCUAUCAGUGCCAGUCAGUGCCACCUAUCAAUGCCAUGCCGGUCAGUGCUGCCUAUCAGUGCCAGUCAGUGCCACCUAUCAGUGCCCAUCAGUGUCACCUAUCA